AUGCCACUCAUCGAGAAGUCAUAUUCCGCCAUCAUGAGCGCAAUCAAGAGCUCAUCUUUACCCAAGACUUCUUUCUUGGUUUUCUACUCAUCAAUUGUGGAUGGCAAAAUGUGGUGCCCUGACUGCGUUGACGUCGAGCCUUCUGUGCGUGAAGCCUUCGACGGCGCCGACAAGCCCGAGGCCAUGCUCUACUAUGUUGGCAAGAAGGAGGAAUGGCGCACACCUGAAAACGUUGCCCGUGUUGAUUGGAACGUCCGUGGCAUCCCUACUGUCAUCAAGUUGGAAGAGGGAAAGGAGACCGCCCGUGUGACCGAGACCGAGAUCUUGGACAGCAGCAAAUGGCAGGCUUUCCUCAAGGACUAA
Messenger RNA from Aureobasidium melanogenum CBS 110374, 363 nucleotides. RefSeq lists its product as uncharacterized. The transcript is spliced from 2 exons. The coding region runs from base 1 to 363 and encodes 120 amino acids. Gene Ontology annotation, cellular component: cytosol. Gene Ontology annotation, molecular function: protein-disulfide reductase [NAD(P)H] activity. NCBI's taxonomy places the organism in Eukaryota, Fungi, Ascomycota, Dothideomycetes, Dothideales, Saccotheciaceae. The record is from RefSeq and is a predicted model, not a curated record.